Messenger RNA from Rangifer tarandus platyrhynchus (Svalbard reindeer), 372 nucleotides. NCBI's taxonomy places the organism in Eukaryota, Metazoa, Chordata, Mammalia, Artiodactyla, Cervidae. The record is from the annotation of a GenBank genome assembly.
AUGGAGUCUAGUUCUUCACCACAUCGCUAUGUUAAAAUCAAAAGGAAGACAUGCAAAGAGGUCUUAGAAGAAAAGUGCAGGCUGAGCAUGAAUCAUGCCAUUAAGCUCCUAAGUGUUUCUACAAUUCACAGAGACUGUCAAUGUGUCCUUAGCAUUUGGUAUCCCAAGCAUCCUUCAUGUUCCCAUGCCACUUUCUCUGUGCUCAGAAGUGUCCUCACGUGCUUAUUCACCUUUCCUAAGGAGCCCUUGACAACUCCCCAAGUUGCACUGAUUUCCCAGUUAUGUAAAAUCAGUAAGCUCACAGCAGGGGAAAGAAAAGAGUCCACCCCAAGAAGUUCUCCAAAUUAUUCUCAAUUGCCUUUGAAGACCUAG